Messenger RNA from Botrytis deweyae, 762 nucleotides. RefSeq lists its product as uncharacterized. Bases 1 to 762 code for a protein of 253 amino acids. The record is from RefSeq and is a predicted model, not a curated record. The transcript has a single exon. Lineage: Eukaryota; Fungi; Ascomycota; Leotiomycetes; Helotiales; Sclerotiniaceae.
AUGUCCACCACAUCUUUCGACCUCGGUCUCAGUCUUGGGGAACCAAUCAUUUGCCUCAAUACCUCCUGCAACUACCCUUUCGGACGCAUUUGCUCCUCAUGCUCAAACGAACUCGAUUCUCGAGCCCAGGCACAAGCACAAUCCCAAUCGAAAACCAGCCCCGAUUCCAACCACAGAAGUAACGAUACUCGUCCCGCACGAUCAAGAAGUACAACUGUGCAAUCCCGCAGUCUUGAUAUUCCUACACGCGUCGCGGAUAUUGUAGAGGAUCUCCAGGGGAUUUUCGCUUUCGUACCUGCUGCAUCUGCAGUAACCUCACUAGGUGUACCAGCACCCGUUAUCCCUCCACCCCCCAGUAAGUUAACCAUUCAGAAUCUUCAAAUUCUCGAUGCCACUCCCUCCCCCUUACAACUUCUCCCUUCCCCUCACCCACUCCCUCCCCUCUCUAACCUCCCAUCCCCAUCCCCAUCCACAUUCAAUUCCUCCGACUCCAUCCCACCCCCUCUCAAUCUACUCAGCUCCACCAUCCUCAACACCUGGCUCGACGACAUCGUCCUCCGAACUCUCGAAGGACAAGUCCUCGCACCAUCAUUUACGGGCGGUGCAGAAGAUGAAGAUAUACUGGAAACGAUGUGUCCAUAUUGUGAUGCUUCGAUGGGAGAGGGUGCGUGGAGGGAAUUGCAUUUGAUUAAUUGUCGGUAUGCGCAUGUAGAGGCGGAGAAGUUGGAGAUUGCGAUGGGGAAGAUGAAGAGGGGGAAUUGA